UCGAAUUGCUGACGUGCUUAUAGAAGCAGUGGUUUAGUAUCACGUGACAUAAAUGAACUUUGAAGAUACGAGGUGGCUUGGCAUAGAAUAUUAAUGAAUAAACGUAUAGAGACAAAUAUUGUCACACCUCAGAUUGUUCAAGGUCAGUGGAAGUUCUUUAAAUUAUUAGUAUUAGACAUCCCCGAGGAGGUGAAAAAGCUGAGGGGGGGUGGGAAACCAAUUCUCCAUGUUGCCAGCGUAAACCAUGAAGGAGUAGGUGAUACUUGUAAAGUUGGAUAAAUUUUUGAAAAGUGUUCAACCCCCGUUGAUAACAUAAUGAUUUAAGAGCUCACAACACCUAUGAGAUGUAAGCUUUAGUAUUUCC
Messenger RNA from Babjeviella inositovora NRRL Y-12698, 364 nucleotides. RefSeq lists its product as uncharacterized. Bases 94 to 279 code for a protein of 61 amino acids. The transcript has a single exon. The record is from RefSeq and is a predicted model, not a curated record. NCBI's taxonomy places the organism in Eukaryota, Fungi, Ascomycota, Pichiomycetes, Serinales.